Messenger RNA from Schistosoma intercalatum, 906 nucleotides. NCBI's taxonomy places the organism in Eukaryota, Metazoa, Platyhelminthes, Trematoda, Strigeidida, Schistosomatidae. The record is from the annotation of a GenBank genome assembly.
GGCACAUAUUCAGAUCCCGGAAAUGAUGCUGCGAUUAGUUUUAGUUGUAAUAAUGACUUCGGCAGGUGUAUGCCAAGUAGGUAUUGGACCAGAACUUCGUUGUUAUCAAUGUAAUUCACUAACACAACCGCACUGUGCAGACUAUUUUGAUAAUCGAACUUUUCCACUAGUUGCCUGUCCAAAUGAUGGAAGAAAUUAUUCUAGGUGUGUCAAGAUGAUUCAGGAAAUGUAUCUAGAUGGAAAAUGGACUAGACGUUAUUAUAGAGAUUGUGCUGUAACUGGUGUGAUUGGUGCAGAAGAUGGUCGUUGGUGUAUAGAUCGUUUGGGUACAUAUCGUGUUAAAGUUCGAUAUUGUAAUUGUAACAAUAAAAAUGGAUGUAAUUCAAGUACACUAUUAACUGUUUCAACAACACUUUAUAUUUUUAUGUUCAAUGUAUUUAUAUUUUACAUUUAUCGAAUACUUAAAGUAUAGGCAUUUAGAAUACAAGAAGAUGUUCAAUUUCUUCUAUUUUCCUUUUUAAUAUGUUUAUGAAAACAAACUUAUGUAAUUGCAACGAAUAACUUUUUUAAAAAGAUCAAAUGAUAAAUAGGCCAUAUUGAAAUAUGAAUAUAAACUUUCAUUUUCAUUGUCUAUCAAGAGAAAUAAGAAAGAGACCAAUCACUAGAAAGUAACUAACUAGAAGGUCAUUUACUUCAUUAUCAUUCAUUUAUUCAUUUUUAUGCAUGAUUAAAUUAUGUAUAUGUGGUUUCUUUUCUUUUUCAUUCGUAUAAACAUUGCUGGAAUAUUAUUAUUAUUUUUUCAGGAUAACUGUAUAAACCACAUUUUCUGUAUUUUAAAUUCAUCUGCUUACUCAUUGUUAAUAGAAAAAAGUGUAUAUAAACAAUGAUCAAUAAUAUGAAUUGUAA